CCUGAGGUCCGCAAGGAGGGUGCAUUCUGGGUGCGGGGACCUGCCCAGUGAACGGUGGCUUUUGUUACAGGGCGGAGGGCGCCGAUGGAGACUACGGAGAGGGGCUCCGAGCCUCCCCCCCCACCCCCCCCCAGCGGGCAGCUCCUGGGCCCUGCAGCCAGCAUGCCCAUCUCUCCCCUCCCCCAACCUAUCUUUUUCUUCCCUCCAGACUUUGUCUAAAUAAGAAAUUACGAAAGUAGAGCCUUACCUUACAGCAACGUGCAGGUUAAUUUGGUGAUGUCAAGGGAUUGGAGCCAACAGGGCUUCAGCACGAAGACUUCAUCCUUAGAGUGCCUUUGCCAGCAGUGCUGAGCAUCAGUAACUUCCGGUUGAAUUCACUGGAACACUUGUUCUCAGUGACCUUCGGUGCCCUCCCUCUGUCACUCUCUCUCUUACCUUCUUGGUGUUCAGUUUUACCUCUGAUAAAUUAGGGUGAUAAGGAGAAAAAGGAGUGACUUUAGAAUGAAGUGGCUUUACCUUAAGAAAUUACUAAUCUCCAAUUUCUCAUUUCUAAAUCUCUUCUUCAGGAUCAUAAGAGUUUCUGUAGGUAAACUAGUUCUCCCAGUUUGAACCUGGAACUGUUCUUUAGAGUUAUUGGACCCCCUGAAGACUGUCCCUGGAUCUCAGGUUAAAAAUCUGUAUUCUAAUUGGAACCGUGGGAAGAAAGGAUAGUUGGUUGGUGGUAUUCCUGCUUGCAGAACACGAUGUUUUCCAAACUAGCACAUUUGCAGACUGUUGCUGUGCUUCGUCGUGGAGUUCAUUCUUCAGUGGCAUCUGCUACCUCUGUUGCAACUAAAAAAACGGUCCAAGGCCCUCCAUCCUCUGAUUACAUUUUUGAACGGGAGUCUAAAUAUGGUGCCCACAACUACCAUCCUUUACCUGUAGCCCUGGAGAGAGGACAAGGUAUUUACCUAUGGGAUGUAGAAGGCAGAAAAUAUUUUGACUUCCUGAGUGCUUACAGUGCUGUCAACCAGGGGCAUUGUCAUCCAAAGAUUGUGAAUGCUCUGAAAAGUCAGGCAGACAAAUUGACCUUAACAUCUAGGGCUUUCUAUAAUGAUGUACUUGGUGAAUACGAAGAGUUUGUUACUAAACUUUUCAACUACCAGAAAGUUCUUCCUAUGAAUACAGGAGUGGAGGCUGGAGAAACCGCUUGCAAACUUGCUCGUAAGUGGGGAUAUACUGUCAAGGGUAUUCCGAAAUACAAAGCAAAGAUUGUUUUUGUAGCUGGAAACUUUUGGGGUAGAACAUUGUCUGCUGUCUCCAGUUCCACAGACCCAACCAGCUACGAAGGUUUUGGACCAUUUAUGCCAGGUUUUGAAAUCAUUCCAUAUAAUGAUCUGCCUGCUCUUGAGCGUUCUCUUCAAGAUCCAAAUGUUGCCGCAUUCAUGGUAGAGCCAAUUCAGGGCGAAGCGGGGGUGGUGGUUCCGGAUCCUGGCUACCUAGUGGGCGUGCGAGAGCUUUGCACCCGGCACCAGGUUCUGUUUAUUGCUGAUGAAAUACAGACAGGAUUGGGGAGAACUGGUAGAUGGCUGGCUGUUGAUCAUGAAAAUGUCAGGCCUGAUAUAAUCCUUCUUGGAAAGGCACUUUCUGGUGGCUUAUACCCUGUAUCCGCAGUGUUGUGUGAUGAUGAAAUAAUGUUGACCAUUAAACCAGGGGAGCAUGGAUCAACGUAUGGUGGCAAUCCACUAGGCUGCCGAGUGGCCAUUGCGUCCCUUGAGGUCUUGGAAGAGGAAAAUCUUGCUGAAAAUGCAGACAAAAUGGGUACAAUCUUGAGAAAUGAGCUCAUGAAGCUGCCUUCUGAUAUUGUCACUGCUGUAAGAGGGAAAGGAUUACUAAAUGCUAUUGUUAUUAGAGAAACCAAAGAUUACGAUGCUUGGAAGGUGUGUCUGCGACUUCGAGAUAAUGGACUUCUAGCCAAGCCAACCCAUGGCGACAUCAUCAGGUUUGCGCCUCCGCUGGUGAUCAAGGAAGAUGAGAUUCAGGAGUCCGUGGAAAUCAUUAACAAGACCAUCUUGUCUUUCUGAGGGUGGUGACUGUUUUCAGCGGGCCUGGGAAGCAGCUGGAGAUAGGCAGUUCGUUGAUGUCUUGUGAAAGCUUCUGCGUUUCUCCCUUAACGCAGGCACAUUCCACUCCCCUGUCUUCAAGGACUUCUGUUUUUAAUAUAUAUAUUCUCCAGUUCAUACAUAAUAGAAUGACAUUUAUAAACACGCAGUUUGCUGUGUAACAUAGCUAUAAGAGAAUGUAAUGGCAUCUAUAAUUGAUUAAGUGUUUUUGCGUGUGUGCGCUUUCUAAAGUGAAAUAUGCAUCUGUCUAUAUAGACAGCCUUUUAAUCAAGCCCUUCAGUAUAAUUUAUAUAUGUUUUUAUAAUUUCCUUGCUGGUAUAAAUGUUUUGUAUUUGAAAAAGUUAUAUGGGGUAUUACAUAGAAGACUUGCUUAGCCUUAUAAAGUUGAAUUAUAAUCACUGAAUUUGAGGAAAGAUUCAUGGUUAAGCUUAUAUAAAAUACUAGAUUUAAGUAAACUUCAUAUAAGCCAACACCAGGAUAUGUUCUAUGAAGGUCAUUAUUUUGAAUUAAGAAUUAAUGUUUAGGGCCGGCCCCGUGGCUUAGCAGUUAAAUGCGUGCGCUCCGCUACUGGCGGCCCAGGUUCGGAUCCCGGGCACGCACCGUCGCACCACUUCUCCAGCCAUGCUGAGACCGUGUCUCACGUACAGCAACUAGAAGGAUAUGCAACUAUGACAUACAACUAUCUACUGGGGCUUUGGGGAAAAAAAAAGGAGGAGGAUUGGCAAUAGAUGUUAGCUCAGAGCCUGUCUUCCUCAGCAAAAAGAGGAGGAUUAGCAUGGAUGUUAGCUCAGGGCUGAUCUCCCUCACAAAAAAAAAAAAAAAAAGAAUUAAUGUUUAAUACUUCCAAAUUAGUUUCAAAUCUUUGAUUAAUUUGUAAAAAAAUGUUUAUUUUCAGUUUUUCUUUAAAUUUAAAGUAAAGCUUAUAUUUAAAAUGUCUAUUUUGUGAUCAGUAUCUAUUACUAUUACUAUUACUGCAGUAUUAUCGAUGACCUCAUGUUUGAAAGCUCUUUGAGGAUAUUCUUACCUUGCUUUAUUUCAUGUGCUUUCUAAGGGCAUUCAGAUUCUUUGAUAAUCUCUAGAAAAAUAGAAAUUAUAAAAAGAAAGUCUCUUAUAAUAAUACUUCCUUCCCCCCUUUCAAAAUAAUUGUUUUUUCCUGUAUGUAUACUAGUAUUUACCAUUUUUAUUAAAGUUUCCUUAUUAAGCUUGGUA
Messenger RNA from Diceros bicornis minor, 3311 nucleotides. It is a transcript of the gene OAT, whose product is annotated as ornithine aminotransferase. Gene Ontology annotation, cellular component: cytoplasm. The transcript is spliced from 11 exons. The coding region runs from base 744 to 2063 and encodes 439 amino acids. Gene Ontology annotation, molecular function: pyridoxal phosphate binding; L-ornithine transaminase activity; identical protein binding. The record is from RefSeq and is a predicted model, not a curated record. NCBI's taxonomy places the organism in Eukaryota, Metazoa, Chordata, Mammalia, Perissodactyla, Rhinocerotidae.